This is a messenger RNA of Insectozyma verbasci, 3993 nucleotides long. Lineage: Eukaryota; Fungi; Ascomycota; Pichiomycetes; Serinales; Debaryomycetaceae. The record is from the annotation of a GenBank genome assembly.
AUGUCAAUACGACAACAACCAGAAACUCUCACUGAUUUACUAGCUGUGAAUCCAUUAUUACAUCUCAUACCAAAACAAGCAUUAAUUCCAUUACUUAACAAUCCACAAAUUGGAGUAAUUGCAGAUGAAUCAAAAUUUAAAAAACAGAAACUGCAAGAACCUAUUAAUUCUGAAUCAAUGGAAUCAGAAAUUGGAGAAGAAUUAUUCAAAGAAGAUGAAUAUAUAGAUGGUUUGAUGACUCAACUUAAAUAUCAGAAAUAUAAGAAAACAGAUCAAGAAAUUUUAGUAGAUAUUAAAUUAUCAACUUUUGAAUUAAAACAAUUAGAACAAUUGAAUAUUAAUGGUGAAAUUAUACCUAAUGAUGAUACCCUUGCAAAUACUUCUCGAUUAUCAGUUAGGAAGAAAUAUGAUAAUUUUGACUCACAAUCUCAUAAUGAAAAAUAUAUUAAAAAAUUUAAUAAUCAAUUACAAAUAUAUAAUGAACAAAAACAAGAGACAAAUGGGAUUAAAAGAGCCAACGAAGAUGAGAAUGGAAGUACUCAACGUAAAUUAGUUAAAUAUUCCGAAGGUGAUUUGAAAAAUUUUGCCCUGCAAUUUUUAACUGAAUUGGCAGAAUAUGAAACUGAAAAAUCAUUAACUUAUGAGGAAUCAGAAAAAGUUUUAGAUGUUGUAAAUAAAGUUGCAAAUAAGGAAACUAAUGUCGAUCAUUUAGUAUCUGUUGAACGACGAUGUUUUAAAUCAAUUUGUGAUUUUCUUGAAAAAGAUGCGAAUAUAAAUACUAUAAAUGAUUUAAAAACAUAUUCAAAUGAAAUUUUGGGAGGUAUAUAUGGAGUUAGGUCAAUAUUGACAAUUAUGAAUAAUUUCCCCGAUAAUAAACAAAUAUUAGUUGGUGAAUAUGUUAAUAUAAUUGGUAAAUUUAUUGAAUUUACAAUUAAUUUAAUUUUAAAUAUGGCUGGAAUACCAAAUUUUGAAAUAGAUAAUGACGUGAAAUUGUUAACCACUAAAUUAUCUGAAAUUGGAUUAAUAUUUAAACAAUUGGCAAAAUUACAUUUAAAGUUACCAUUAGAUGAUGCAAUAUUAAAUAAGAUGGAAAUGGUAUUAAUUCAAUUUAUAUUUGAUGAAAAAUUAAAUGAAGAAAAGACGAUAAUUGAAUUGGUCCCAAUUGAUGCUAUAAAAAUUUCAAGUGCUUAUUUUUUGAUUGAAAUUGCAAGAUCUACUAAUACUGAACAACGAGAUUUUCUUAUAAUUGAAACUAUAAUGAAUUUUAAUAAAUUAUCAACGAAGAGAAGUAUAUUUAGGAAAUUUAAAAUUGAUAGAGGGUUCAGUAUUCAAUUGUUUACUUUGUUGCUUGUUAAAUUAAUUGAAAAUAGUAAGAAUAAAUCAGAAGCUAUUAAAUUGGCUGAUACAGUAACUAAAACUAUAAUUGAGAAAAUAGAUAAUGCCCAUCCAAAAACUAUAUUAGAUCAUUUCAUUGAUGACUUAUUUUUACUAUUACCAUAUCCAGAAUGGUCAUGUUCCGAAACUAUAUUAUAUUCAUUUACUCAGAUUUUAACAAAUUCAUUAUCUAACAUUAAUGAAAAAUUAAAUCAAGAAAUUUACUACCUUGAUACAUUAGGAUCAAUAGCAGAAAGAGUAUUAUCUUUUAAUUAUGAUAAGGAAAAUUUAUCUAAAGAUGAUGAGAGGGAGAUUAUUGCUGAAUGUGUUCAUUUUCAACUGAGUAAUGCUUUACAAUUUUUAAUUAAUAAUUAUAUUCGAUUUGACAUGAAAGAUGAAUUGAAAUAUGAAAAAUCAAAUCCAAAAUAUUUAAAUAUAAUCUUAAACAGGCUAGAUUCAUUCACUCAAUCAUUUAUUUCAAAUAUUGAUAAAUAUUUAAAAAGCUCAAAAGUAAAAGUUAAAACUAAAGCUGUUAAAAUAUUAGCAUCUUUAUCUGAUAAAAAACCAGAUAUACUUACUUCCAGACCAAUUCAAGAAAUAUUAUCAAAUCGUAUUUUAGAUGAUGCUACUUCUGUUAGAGAUGCAGUUUAUGAAUUUAUUGGGAAAUAUAUUGUAACCCAUCCAAAUGAAGCUAAUAAUUUUUUUUAUCCAAUAAGUAAUGCAUUAAGUGAUGAUGGUAUACUGGUUAGAAAAAAAUCAAUAAAAUUAUCAAAAGAAAUAUAUCCAUUAUUGAAUGAACAAGGUAGAAUUACUAUUGGAAGUAAAUUAUUAAGAAGAUUAGAUGAUGAAGAAGAUUCAAUUAAAAAUGAAGCAAUUCAAGUAAUGAUAGAUAUUUGGAUACUUGAACCAUCACCUGAUUUAAUAUCAAUUGCAAUGUCAAGUUCAAAAAAUUUAGCAUAUUUAAAAUUAUUUCUUCAAUUUCAUGUAUUAAAUGUUGAAAAUUGUCAAACAGCACUUGAAUCAUUAAUUGAUUUAUUGCAGGAUUUUAAUGAAGGUUCAUUAUUAUUACUUUCAAUUAUUUCUGAAUUUAAAUCAUCAUUAUUUGGACAAGAGGAAUUAAUUGCAUUAAAACAAUUUAUAUUAGAUGAGACCAACAUAUCUUCAAAAUCGUAUGUUUAUGCAUUAACUAUUUUAAAUCAUUGUACUAAAGAUUUACCACCAUUACGACCUGAAUUUAUAACUGUUUUAGAUUUUUUAUUACAAAAGCUGACUAAAUUAUCAAUUAAACAAUUACAUCAAGCGAUACCUGCAUUAUGGCAAUUAUGUAAUAUUUUCAAUGUUCAAUUAAAAUUGAUUAAUGCUGUGAUUUUAACUAUGAAAUUAAUUAGAAAAGCAAUUGAAACUAAUAAUAAUGAUAGAAUGAUGGUUUUAUUAAAAUUAUUAUCAUGUUUUUCAAAAUAUUGUGAUUUACAAAAAUAUCAUCAAGAAUUUUUAAAUCAAGGGUUUUUAUCAAUGAAACCAAAUGAAUCAAUAAUCUCCCUUGUCGUUAGACAUAUCUUGACUUUUCUAUUAAAAGAUGAUCAAUAUAAUAAGAAAAUAAUUGCAAUUGCUUCAGCAUCUUUGAUAACUGCUUGUUCAAACAAUACUAGAAUGCUAAUGGCCGCUCCAGUUUUACAAAUUUUUGAUAAACAAUUUAAAGUUGGUGAUGCUACAGUUGUAAAAUCCUUAAUUCAAUCUUUUAUAGAGUUUAUUAAAGAGAAAGAUGAUGAAAUAGUAAAUAGAACUGAAGCUGGUGGUUUUAAUUCAUCAAAUACAACCGAUGGUGUUGGUGCUAAUUUAGUACAACGUUAUCUUGAUGUAAUUUUAAAAUUAUGUCUUGUUGAUAAGGGUGAGUAUUCAUAUUUGCCUUUCCAAUUUAUUGAAUUGGCUAUUGAAUACGGGUAUGCAAAUCCCAAAUUAGUUGUACCAACUAUUUUAGCAUUGCAAGCUUCUUCAGUUAAUAUCAUUCAAUCAACUGCUCAUAAAAUUCAUAAAUCUUUGUUUAUGAAUCAAAAGGCAUUAAUUGAACUGAAUUACCAAGAAGGAAUUCAAUUAGCGUUUCAAUAUAAAUUGGAAAAAUUAGAUUUUUUAAAUGUGGUAUAUCAAGUAAUUAAUUCAAAUAAAUCAUCAAGAUUAAAAUUUUUACAAGCAAUUUUAAAAUCAAUUGAUAUUUCAAAUGACUUCAUGUUUAAUUUAUUCAUUAUUAAGAGAAUCUAUUUUAUUAAUUUUAGAUCACUAGAAGAUAUAUAUAUAAUGUUGGUUUUUUUCCAACAAUUAAUUCGAUCAGAAAUUAAUGAUUUUGUUGAAGAACUUGAAUUAAAAAAAAACCAACCUGAAAUUAAAGAUUUGUCCUUUUCAGCUUAUUUGGUGGUAGAUUUGUUUAAAUAUUUUACUAACGUAUAUAGAAUUACUAGUGAAGAUAUUGAUGCUUAUAAUUCAAAAUGUAUAGAUAUUGACUUCAACACGAGUGCCAAGCAGUUGAAAGCUUGCGAGAUGAAUGUCACUUGGAUUGAAGAAAAUAUGGGCAAUGAUGAUAUUGUUUUAAAGUGUUUGAAAUUUAUUAAAGAGAAUAUAAAUUAA